Molecule: messenger RNA, 1500 nt
Organism: Peromyscus californicus insignis
Lineage: Eukaryota; Metazoa; Chordata; Mammalia; Rodentia; Cricetidae
Product: translation initiation factor IF-2-like
Exons: 3
Coding region: 1-723 (240 amino acids)
Source: RefSeq, a predicted model, not a curated record
AUGAGGAUGCUUAUGUCCUCAGGCCCACCUGUGGCCAUGGGGCCAUCCACUCAGGAGUUAGUUUUCCCCAGGCCUCCGACUUUGUGGGUGGGGAAAAAAAAGUUCUGGUUAUUGGCCCGGGAACCUCGCGGGGCAGGGUGCCCAUUUCCAAGACGCAGACCUGGCUGGGAAGCCAACUUUUCCAAGAGGCCAUUCCUUCCGGCUCCCUUCCUCGUCCCCACCAGGUACUCAGCCCCUCACUCGGAGCCCGGCCCCCUGGCCCAGCCCCCCAUUUCCGGAGCCUGCGCCCCGGGACCUGGCAGGGACCGGUCCCCGGGGAGGCCUAGUUCUCGCUUCUUUCCCGCCCCGGCCUCACUCCCGCCGGGCGCCACGGCCACCCGGGGCCCGGGGCCGAGGCGAGAGGAGGACACCCACCUGGUCGGAGUCACAUGCUGCCCGGGACCGGCCCGAGAGUCCCCUCCAGGUCCGGGCGCCCGCCGCGGUCCCCAGCCAGGCCAGGCCGCCCCGGCGCCCCACCCGCGGCCCGCCCCUGCCGCCGCCGCCGCCGGACGGGAGGGAGGGAGGGACCGGCUUCUCCUAAGGAAGUUUCAGGAACGCUGUGGCCCACAAUGCCAAACAGUUUCGUGGAUAGACUGUUCCCCGAUCCCUGUGUCGGCUGGCUGCUCCACUGAUCGUGGCACAAAGAAGAGGCUAAGCAGUUGUAUGGGAGGCCCUGUGGAAUAAAACUUGAUCGAGGAAGAAUGGCCUCCUCUCUGAUAGUCCUGAAGCAAUACUGUAUUCCAAAAAAAAAAAAAAAAAAAAAAAAAAAAAAAAAGUCCUAGUUCCGUCAUGCUCCUUUGAGGGAUUAAAUUUUAAACUGUUAGCUAGCUUUGACACACUCUCAAUUGUCAUGAAAAACACAGGAAGUAACAGGAAAUGCCAAGACUAGGAUUCAGCCAUAUAAGGGCAGGCCAGCAUGCUUCAUAAACCCAGCACAGGCCUGAGAACUAGGAGUGAAGUGAAUCAGAAAAUUAAAGCUGCCUGAAAAGUUUAAACUCCUUCUAGCCUGGGAGAGAGAACUCCAGCGAUCAGAACGUCCUGAUCUCUUAUUGGUGGACAGGUUUUGUCAACUUCUGAUCUAGAAGUUGCUGGUCUCUGACAGCUUCCAUAAUGCUGCUUGGGAUUAGCCGGUGGGGACAGGGAUGGGGUAUUCAUUUGGCUGCUCUUGGCUCUCCUUGGUAUGAGCUUGCUUUCCCUGUUUUCUCUGGGUUUCACACAGGAACCUCCUCACAUUUGCUGAUUCGGAGCAAAUUCUUAGUAUUUUUGUUCUUUAAGUCUCUACCCUUGCUUCUCUGCUCUCUGGCUCCUGUCCCAAGUUAAAGGGGAAUGUUGGCCUGGCUUCCCCAUUGAUAGUAGGCUGUAGAAAAGUUGCACUGCCCAGUUUGGAUGUUUUGUCCCCUCCCUGAGCCUGCCCCUACCUUCAGGGUGUCCCUGAAUAUAAGACCAGUUUAGUGCUCCUCA